ACAAUUUUAUUCAUGAGGUAAGUCAUGUCUCAUGCUUGUGUCUCUUCAAAAGGAAGCAGAGAAAAAUAGGUACUCAACUUACAAUAUGAAUCAGAUUUUGGACAGAUAAUUUAUUCCUACUCACAUAAAGGAAUACUAAGCAUAAAAGAAUCAUAGCACAUAUUAUAGAACUAUUAGAAUAAAAUUCAGUAACAACCUAUAAUUACUAUUACAAUCUGCUGAGAGGCUGAUAAUUUGUCUACAUCAGAAUAUAGUCUGAAAGGCCUCUAUUUAGACAUUUUGCAUUUCACCUCAGCUUUUCCAAUCAAUUACAGUAAAACAGGCCAGAUUUGUCCCUUCUUCUUGAUGGUGGCUCUUCCCCCCAAAAGCACUGGAGUAGUUUCUGGGGCUUCUUUCCUUGCUUCUAACCCUCUGCACUGGAUCUUCUGAACUUACAAGGUCACUUACUUUAGGAAAGAUGAAAGAGGGAUGUGCUCAUCCCUCAUUCCAGGCACAGGCUUGUCUAGGCAGUAAUGUGUUAAAUAAGCCUUCUUAUACAAAACAGUUAUAUACAUCAACCAUGUCUGAAAAUAUGCAUCUUAUUCUACAGUCUAUGUCCAUCACAUUUUGGAAGAGAUAAGUAGCUUUUUUUUUGUCAUUUGGAGUCUGGGUAGUUAUUGUAUUGAUCAAAGUUCUUUAGUCUUCCAAAAUUGCUACAGUAUUAUUGGAGCCACAUGGUUCUUCUAAUUCUGUUCACUUGCUUCUUACCUUUUUUUUUUGAGACUGGGUCUCCCUAUUUUUCCCAGGCUGGAAGUGCAGUGGCCACUUACAGAAUCCAAAGGGUGAAAGGUUGAACUUCUAUUUCUGGUCUGGACUGGUUCACCCCUCCCUACGCAGCCUGGUGGCUCCCUCUGAUCCCAGGUUGUUCAGCACACCAGUGCCAGACUUUAUUUAGACACUUUUAGCCUACUGCAGCUCAGAAUUCCUGAGCCAAGUGAUCCACCAGCCUCAGUCUCCCAAGUAGCAGGGAUUACAGGCAUGCGCCACCAAGUCCAGCUUGCUCAGUUUAUACAAGUCUUCAGAUGGUUCUUCCUUUUAUCAUUGUCUCUUAAAAUGCAAUAACAGUUACAUUCUUAUGAUACAGAUUGUUUAGCCAUUCCCCAGUUGUUCAACAUCUCCUUGAUUUUCUAGUUCUUUCCUUCCACACACACACAGAAGUUAUAAAUAUUUUUGUCCAUAUGUGGUCUUUCCUUUGCACAUGAUCUCUUCAGAGCAUAAACCCAAUGGUGGAAAUACUGGGUCAAUGAAUAUUCACAAAUUUGGUGACUUUUGUAGUAUUGUUCCAAAUUGUUUUCCAGAAUGGAUAGAUUUCACAGCUCCAUUAAUUGUUCUUCAGUGCACCUGUUCUCCUACAUUCGAUAUCCAACAAUGAUCACUUUCUUUUUUUGUCAUCUUUGCUAUUCGGAUGGAUAUGAGGUGAACUCUGGCAGUGUACUGAAGAUACAGAAUAAUCAUCAAUAGAUGUCUUGUUUUUCACUUUAGGUUGCUGCAGAGAACUUACUCUCACAUUUUUUAGAUGGGUGUACAUGUGGAUAAAAUUAUGUGAUAUGUAGUGAUCAACAGUUCUAAGGUGGUUUGAUUAUGUGCAGACAUUUUAUUACAUACAUUAGGGAUUGUCUGAAAGCUUCUGAUCAAGCUUCAAGCAACAUAUUUUUACUGGUCCACAGAGGACAUAUCAUUAAGGGAGCUCUUUAAAUUUCAAAUUUCAAAUAGGCAGAAGAGUCUCACUCAAAAGCAGAAAAAUAUUAAAAACCAAAUGACAUGCCAAUACACUUUGAAAGGUAGCUCCCCAAAAGGCAUAUUCAAGUUAGCUAAAGUGUGAUGACUAGAGAGUUGGCAUCAGGAUCAGUUAGACAUGGUCAAAUGACCCCCUCUGACACAUAGGGGGUGUGUGACCUUGAGCAAGCCACAUAACCUCUUCCUGCACUCAGAAAACUCUCUAAGACUAUAAGGUCCAAAGAAGGUACUGAUCUGCAUUCAUGGAGGGAGCUCCUUGCAGGAAUUCCACCCCCAAAGGUAACCAAUGAAAUCAGCUCCAAAAAGUUAGCUAUUUCAUGGUCAUGAGUGAAACUAUACCAUAUACUUAAGUCUUCUGUGUACACAGAAAUACUAUAUGUACACUGAAUCCUAUUGGAAAGAAAAGAAUCACAAUACCUGGCAUUUACACAACAAACUUCAAAGUGAGUUAAUUCCAUUAAUUUAUAUGAGCCACACAGCAGCCCUAUGAAGUAGGUCCUACAGGUAUUAUUAUCUCCAUUUUAGAAAUGAGAUAACUGAAGCUCAAGGAGGAAAAAUGACUUGCCCAUUGGCCACUUAGAAAUUAUCAAAGGAGCAUCAACGUCAUUGUCACUACCAUCCUCCUCCUCAUCACUGAGGUCAUCAUCUUCAUACCACCCCUGUCUCCUCCACCCUUUCCCCAUUCCCAGCCCCACCACCAUCAUCACCAACAAUAUUUAUAUUGCUUUUCUGGUUUGCAGAGUCCUUUACAUACAUUAUAUUAUUUGAGCCUCAAAACCCUGUUAGGUAGGCAUUACAGGUAUUAUCACCCCCUUUUACAGAUGAUGUAACUGAAACUCGGAGUGAUUGAGUGAUUUGCCCAUGCUCUUGAAGCUUAGCAAAUGUCAGAGGCAGGAUUUAAAAGCCAGGUCUUCCUUAUCUGAAUAUGAAAAAUAUUCGAGUUUUUUUAAUUUUUAGGUGGUAGUGCUGCAUGCAUGUCAUGUUGCCUGUCUCUGGCGUACACCUGUCAUGUGUAUGCUCCUUGUGUUGGUAGGGGUAUGGGGUGGGGAGGGUGAAGGAAGGUAGAAAGAGAGACAGAGAGACAUUGACACAGAAAGAUAGAGAGACAAAAGACAGACAGACAGGGACAGGGGUUGGUGGGGGGAGAGGAGAGGAAGAAAAAUAGAGAGAGAGAGGGAGAAAAAAAGGGGGGGGGAGCAGUGUUUAGAUGAGAAGAUCCCAGCUGUUGCUGAGACUGAAGGCUGCAGUCACAGAGAAAACCUGCCAGUACCGACGCCCUUAUUAUCCCUACCAACUGCAGCUCUGCUUCCUCUCUCACUUCCUCCAUUCAGCCCACAGCAUCAUUGCAGACCCUGCAGCGAAGACAACUUAAAAAAAGAGAUAAAAAAUAGAGAAAAAGAAAGAAGCCCCCAGCCCCCCAAUUUCACUGCCCCCAACACUAUCAUAAUCAUCGGCCCAGUAGUAACAACACGAAUAAAAUAGCCCCAGAGCCACAGCCACCAGUCCCCCCUCGAUCACGCAAUGACGGGUGGGAGCUGCGCUAGGUAAGGUGCUGGGGAGUCUCCGCCUGUGUCGGAGCCGCGCGCGCCCUGGUGACUGAUUUCUUCCCGGCUUCGCUUCUCCCCGGCCCGAGCUUCCCCGGUGUGGCCGCCGCCGCCGCCGCUUCCCCGCGAUGCCCGUGCCCAUGGUUAUUCUUAGGGUUACAGGGUAUUUUAUUGUUUUAGCUGACCAAAGUUAAUUCCAGCAUGCUUAAAAGGAAACAGAGUUCUAGGGUGGAAGCCCAACCAGUUACAGACUUUGGUCCUGAUGAAUCUUUGUCUGAUAAUGCAGAUAUAUUGUGGAUUAACAAACCAUGGGUUCAUUCCUUGCUGCGCAUCUGUGCCAUCAUCAGUGUCAUUUCCGUUUGUAUGAAUACUCCAAAGACAUUCGAACACUAUCCCCCUCUUCAGUAUGUCACCUUUACCCUGGAUACUCUUUUGAUGUUUCUCUACACAGCUGAGAUGAUAGCAAAAAUGCACAUUCGUGGCAUAGUUAAGGGGGAUAAUUCCUACGUGAAAGAUCGCUGGUGUGUUUUUGAUGGAUUUAUGGUCUUUUGCCUUUGGGUGUCUUUGGUGUUACAGGUAUUUGAAAUUGCUGACAUAGUUGAUCAGAUGUCACCAUGGGGAAUGUUGAGGAUCCCAAGGCCUCUUAUUAUGAUCCGGGCAUUCCGUAUUUAUUUCCGAUUUGAGCUACCAAGAACAAGGAUAACAAAUAUUUUAAAGCGUUCAGGAGAACAAAUUUGGAGUGUUUCAAUUUUCCUACUUUUCUUUCUACUUCUAUAUGGAAUUUUAGGAGUUCAGAUGUUUGGCACUUUUACCUAUCACUGUGUAACAAUUGACACUCAGCCGGGAAAUGUGACCUGGAAUAAUUUAGCUAUCCCAGAUACCCACUGCUCCAGAGAAAUAGAAGAAGGUUAUCAAUGCCCACCAGGAUUUAAAUGCAUGGACCUCGAAGAUCUGGGACUUAGCAGGCAAGAGCUGGGCUACAGUGGCUUUAAUGAGAUAGGUACAAGCAUUUUCACUGUAUAUGAGGCUGCCUCUCAAGAAGGCUGGGUAUUCCUUAUGUACCGAGCAAUUGACAGCUUUCCACGAUGGCGUUCAUACUUCUAUUUCAUCACCUUAAUAUUCUUUCUUGCCUGGCUCGUUAAGAAUGUAUUUAUUGCAGUCAUUAUUGAGACAUUUGCAGAAAUCAGAGUACAGUUCCAACAAAUGUGGGGAUCCAGGAGCAGCACUACUUCAACAGCUACAACCCAGAUGUUUCAUGAAGAUGCUGCUGGAGGAUGGCAACUAGUGGCUGUGGAUGUCAAUAAACCCCAGGGCAGAGCUCCAGCUUGCUUGCAGAAAAUGAUGAGGUCUUCAGUUUUUCAUAUGUUUAUACUAAGCAUGGUGACUGUAGAUGUCAUUGUUGCUGCUAGCAACUACUACAAAGGAGAGAAUUUCAGAAGACAAUAUGAUGAGUUCUACCUGGCAGAGGUGGCCUUUACCGUCCUGUUUGAUUUGGAAGCCCUUCUGAAAAUCUGGUGUUUGGGAUUUACUGGCUAUAUUAGCUCAUCUCUACACAAAUUUGAACUGCUCCUGGUAAUUGGAACUACUCUUCAUGUUUAUCCUGAUCUCUAUCACUCACAGUUCACAUACUUUCAGGUUCUUCGAGUAGUUCGACUUAUUAAGAUUUCUCCUGCUUUAGAAGACUUUGUAUACAAGAUAUUUGGUCCUGGGAAGAAACUUGGGAGUUUGGUUGUGUUCACUGCCAGUCUCUUAAUUGUGAUGUCAGCAAUUAGUUUACAAAUGUUCUGCUUUGUAGAAGAAUUGGACAGAUUCACAACUUUUCCAAGGGCAUUUAUGUCAAUGUUCCAGAUUCUUACUCAGGAAGGAUGGGUCGAUGUCAUGGACCAGACUCUUAAUGCUGUAGGCCACAUGUGGGCACCAGUGGUUGCCAUCUACUUCAUUCUGUAUCACCUGUUUGCUACUCUGAUUCUCUUGAGUUUGUUUGUUGCUGAUUUGGACAACCUUGAGCUUGAUGAAGAUCUAAAGAAACUUAAACAAUUAAAGCAAAGUGAAGCAAAUGCAGACACCAAAGAAAAGCUCCCUUUGCGCCUGCGUAUCUUUGAAAAAUUUCCCAAUCGACCACAAAUGGUGAAAAUCUCCAAGCUUCCUUCAGACUUUACAGUUCCUAAAAUCAGGGAAAGCUUUAUGAAACAAUUCAUUGACCGUCAACAACAAGACACAAGCUGCCUCUUACGAAGACUUCCUUCAGCUUCUUCCUCAUCCUGUGAUCAUUCCAAGAAAUCAGCAAUAGAGGACAACAAAUACAUUGACCAAAAGCUUCGUAAGUCUGUUUUCAGCAUCAGGGCAAGGAAUCUUCUGGAAAAGGAGACAGCAGUCACAAAAAUCCUCAGGUUCAGACCAAGGGCUUGUACCAGACAACGCAUGCUGAGCGGAUCAUUUGAGGGGCAGCCAGCAAAAGAAAGGUCAAUACUCAGUGUGCAGCACCAUAUUCGUCAAGAACGCAGGUCACUGAGACAUGGUUCUAACAGCCAGCGAAUCAGCAGGGGAAAAUCUCUUGAAACCUUGACUCAAGAUCAUUCAAACACAGUGAGAUAUAGAAAUGCACAGAGAGAAGAUAGUGAAAUCAAGAUGAUCCAGGAAAAAAAGGAACAAGCUGAAAUGAAAAGGAAAGUACAAGAGGAAGAAUUAAGAGAAAACCAUCCAUAUUUUGACAAACCCCUUUUCAUUGUUGGCCGUGAGCACAGGUUCAGAAAUUUUUGCAGAGUAGUGGUCCGAGCACGCUUUAAUGCUUCUAAAACCGACCCUGUCACAGGAGCUGUGAAAAAUACAAAGUACCAUCAACUGUAUGACUUGCUGGGAUUGGUUACCUACCUGGACUGGGUGAUGAUCAUUGUGACGAUCUGCUCUUGCAUUUCAAUGAUGUUUGAAUCCCCCUUUCGGAGAGUCAUGCAUGCACCCACAUUGCAGAUCGCUGAAUAUGUGUUUGUGAUCUUCAUGAGCAUUGAGCUCAAUCUGAAGAUUAUGGCAGAUGGUUUGUUUUUCACUCCAACUGCAGUCAUAAGGGACUUUGGAGGAGUAAUGGACAUAUUUAUCUAUCUUGUAAGUUUGAUAUUCCUUUGUUGGAUGCCUCAGAAUGUACCUGCUAAAUCAGGAGCUCAGUUGUUGAUGGUUCUGCGGUGCCUGAGACCCCUCCGAAUCUUCAAACUGGUACCCCAAAUGAGGAAAGUAGUACGAGAGCUUUUCAGUGGCUUCAAGGAAAUCUUUCUGGUGUCCAUUCUCUUGCUGACAUUAAUGCUUGUUUUUGCAAGCUUUGGAGUUCAGCUUUUUGCUGGGAAGCUGGCAAAGUGCAAUGAUCCCCACAUCAUGAGAAGGGAAGAUUGCCAUGGCAUAUUCAGAAUUAAUGUAAGUGUUUCCAAAAACUUAAAUUUAAAACUAAGGCCUGGAGAAAAAAAGCCUGGAUUUUGGGUACCCCGUGUCUGGGCCAAUCCUCGGAACUUUAAUUUUGACAAUGUGGGAAAUGCAAUGCUGGCUUUGUUUGAAGUUCUCUCCUUGAAAGGCUGGGUAGAAGUUAGGGAUGUUAUUAUUCAUCGUGUGGGGCCGAUCCAUGGAAUCUAUAUUCAUGUUUUCGUAUUCCUGGGUUGCAUGAUUGGGCUGACCCUCUUUGUUGGAGUAGUCAUUGCUAAUUUCAAUGAAAACAAGGGAACGGCGUUACUGACUGUAGAUCAGAGAAGAUGGGAAGAUCUGAAAAGCAGACUGAAGAUAGCACAACCUCUUCAUCUCCCACCUCGCCCGGAUAAUGAUGGUUUUAGAGCUAAAAUGUAUGACAUUACCCAGCAUCCCUUUUUUAAGAGGACUAUUGCCGUGCUGGUCCUGGCUCAAUCUGUGCUGCUGUCAGUCAAGUGGGAUGCUGAAGACCCAGUGACUGUUCCUUUAGCAACAAUGUCCGUUGUGUUCACCUUCAUUUUUGUCCUGGAGGUUACAAUGAAGAUUAUCGCCAUGUCACCUGCUGGCUUCUGGCAAAGCCGAAGGAAUCGAUACGACCUCUUGGUGACUUCUCUUGGUGUCAUUUGGGUGAUACUUCACUUUGCUCUCCUUAAUGCAUAUACAUAUAUGAUGGGGGCCUGUGUGAUUGUCUUCAGGUUUUUCUCCAUUUGUGGAAAACAUGUAACACUGAAGAUGCUCCUUUUGACAGUGGUUGUCAGCAUGUACAAAAGUUUCUUUAUCAUCGUGGGGAUGUUUUUAUUGCUGCUGUGUUAUGCCUUUGCUGGAGUUGUUUUGUUUGGUACAGUGAAAUAUGGGGAGAACAUUAACAGGCACGCAAAUUUUUCCUCAGCUGGAAAGGCCAUUACUGUGCUCUUCCGAAUCGUCACAGGGGAAGAUUGGAACAAGAUUAUGCACGACUGUAUGGUUCAGCCUCCAUUUUGCACACCAGAUGAUUUCAAAUACUGGGCAACAGACUGUGGAAAUUAUGCUGGUGCACUUAUGUAUUUCUGUUCAUUUUAUGUCAUCAUUGCCUACAUCAUGCUAAAUCUGCUUGUUGCUAUAAUUGUGGAAAAUUUCUCUUUGUUUUAUUCCACUGAGGAAGACCAGCUUUUAAGUUACAAUGAUCUUCGUCACUUUCAAAUCAUAUGGAAUAUGGUGGAUGACAAAAGAGAGGGGGUAAUUCCAACUUUCCGUGUGAAGUUUCUGCUGAGGCUGCUCCGAGGGAGGCUUGAGGUGGAUCUUGACAAAGACAAACUUUUGUUCAAGCACAUGUGUUAUGAGAUGGAGAGGCUGCAUAAUGGUGGUGAUGUCACCUUCCAUGACGUGCUAAGUAUGCUCUCAUACAGAUCUGUUGACAUCAGAAAAAGUUUGCAGUUGGAGGAGCUCCUUGCCAGGGAACAAUUGGAGUAUACCAUAGAAGAAGAAGUGGCCAAGCAGACUAUACGAAUGUGGCUGAAGAAGUGUUUAAAGCGCAUCAGAGCAAAACAGCAGCAGUCAUGCAGCAUCAUCCACAGCCUUCGAGAGAGUCAGCAACAAGAGCUGAGCAAGUUUCAACCUCCUAGCAUUGAGACAACACAGCCAAGUGAAGAUAUGAAUGCUAACAAUCAAGAUAAUACAUUACAGCCAGAGACAAGCAGCCAACAGCAGCUUCUGAGUCCAACUCUAUCAGAUAGAGGGUGUCGACAAGACUCUACAGAUGCCGGAAAACCCCAAAGAAAAUUGGGGCAGUGGCGGUUACCUUCAGCACCAAAACCAAUAAGCCAUUCAGUGUCUUCAGUCAACUUGAGGUUUGGCAGCCGCGCCACCAUGAAGUCAGUAGUAUGCAAAAUGAACCCCAUGACCGACACCGCUUCCUGUGGCUCUGAAGUCAAAAAGUGGUGGACACGGCAGCUAACUGUGGAGAGUGAUGAGAGUGGAGAUGACCUUCUGGAUAUAUGAAUACAAACCAAUACAAAUUAAAGUCUCAUUGUAAAACCAGUUUUCAUAUCCCCUUUCCUUUCAAGUGAACAAACUGUAACCAAUGUAUAACUUAACUCCAAUUUCUCCCAGGAUUGAUUUCUCCCCGCCUCCCCAAUAGAUCACCAUGCUGUCAUUAGGAUCACAAAACAGACCUGCCUAUUGAAGCUACAUUUGGGCAGUUGGCUAUUUUCCAUUCCCUAAAGAAUCUGUAUAUGAUGGUACUAUUACUAAGGUUAGAAAUCAUGUUAUAAACAGCUAUAGAUCAUUUAGAUGUCAUGUUCCCUGUCUCCAUAAAGUAAGAUGUAGAUUCAGAUAUGCCCUCCUGCAAAUAGCCCAAAGUGUCCAUUCAGGAGAAAUGGCUUUACUUCAUGUUUUCCCCAAUUCAUUUAGAACUACUUCUCUUAGGAGAAUCUAUUAUUUAUGAUUGAUCUGAAAAGGUCAGCCUGAACUCAUGCUAAGAGAUAGUAUUUUUACACACUCCAAAGUCUGAAUUUUAAAAAGGUACUUUUUUUUUCUUAUAUUAUUUUUUAAAUAUGCAAAAAAAGAAAUCAGGACAAGUCAAAUUCUAGCCUCAGGCAUCCUCACACAACUUCCCACUUGGUUAGAGGAAAUUUGUGUGUAGGAACCAGGCAAAGAAUUUGGCCUAGGGAGACUAACUGGCUUAAGACAAACCUGUAAAUAGAUAACUUGGGGACAUAAUUAUACAAAUAGCUUAACUUCCAUAAAGAGCCUUCAACAAAUAACAAUAAUAAUAACAAUAAAAUAAAAUAAAGGAAACUCUAUGGGGUUCGAUUCUAUAGGACUCACCUGUAUGGUAUCACUGUAGACUUCAUUUCUUACUUUUUUUUUUCCUAAUCAUAAUGACCUGACUCAGCAGUGAGAAUCUCAGUGCUUUGUCUCACUGUAAUACAACUUUUCUGCCACCAGAAUUUCCUGUGGAAAUAAUGGUCCCACCUAAGAGCAGUUAGGGUGUAUGACAACUUCUGUUCUUCCCAAAGUCAAUGGUGUAUCUCCUCUGAGAAAGUGUAGAAUGCCUGGAAAGCAGGAUUUGUGGCAUUUUUUGCUGGCCCUGGGAAGCAAAAGUGGAUCUAGAUCACAUAAUCCACCUUUACUGGGUUUUAAGGUUUGUUGUAUAGGACAUUUCAUACUUUUUUUUUUAGCUGUAAUUGUCUCAGAGAGUACAUAUUCCUUUUGGCGUUUGAUUUGCUUUAAGUUGGUUCGGUUCUACAUUUUCUUAAAAUAGCUUACAUUUGACUUUUUCUGUAUAACAUCUAUGAUGAAGUGUUGAAAGUCUGUCAUUAAUGAGAUUACUGGUAACUGUGAGAUUGUGGGAAACUACAUGUCGCUGUGGUCAAAAAAGGUUUACAUUUGGUUCUUUGUUUUGAAGCUUACCUUUUGUACAUAAUAAAAAAAAAAGAUAAAC
Messenger RNA from Dromiciops gliroides (monito del monte), 10185 nucleotides. RefSeq names its product sodium leak channel, non-selective (gene NALCN). Gene Ontology annotation, biological process: transmembrane transport; monoatomic ion transport. Gene Ontology annotation, cellular component: membrane. The record is from RefSeq and is a predicted model, not a curated record. Gene Ontology annotation, molecular function: monoatomic cation channel activity. NCBI's taxonomy places the organism in Eukaryota, Metazoa, Chordata, Mammalia, Microbiotheria, Microbiotheriidae.